Messenger RNA from Pelecanus crispus (Dalmatian pelican), 1157 nucleotides. The record is from RefSeq and is a predicted model, not a curated record. NCBI's taxonomy places the organism in Eukaryota, Metazoa, Chordata, Aves, Pelecaniformes, Pelecanidae.
GUGGAUUUUCAGGACAAGACUCAGAUAAGUCUGGGAUAACCAUGUCUGAUAUUCAGUGCCUUCUGGAUAAAGAAGGUGCAUCAGAACUAGUCAUAGAUGUUAUAGUAAACACCAAAAAUGACAGAAUUUUCUCAGAAGGCAUUUUGCUUGGUAUUGCGUUGCUUGAAGGCGGAAAUACACAAACACAGUAUUCGACUUACCAGCAACUGAAGGAACAAAAAAAGUCAGAAAAAUUCUUUAAAGUCCUGUAUGACCGCAUGAAAGCUGCUCAGCAGGAGAUACGAUCGACAGUGACAGUGAACACUAUUGAUUUGGGGAGCAAAAAGAAAGAUGAUGAUAGUGACCUAACCAUAUCUGUUCCCAAAAAGAGAGUAAAGGAUUCAACCCUGCAUCUGAAAGAGGGUAUGAAGGGACAGUUAACAGAAGCAUCUUCUGCAACGUCCAAGGCUUACUCUGUGUAUAGAAGAGAAAUGGACCCAGAAAUAGAUCUUAUGGGCUCAGGAACAGAUGCUGCAAAUGCAGAAGAGAAGUCCACAGAAGAGGCAAUCAUGAGCCCUGCCAUUGCAAUCAUGCAGCCAAUACUGAGAUUUCUUCAGCUGCUCUGUGAGAACCACAACCGAGAGCUCCAGAAUUUUUUAAGACAUCAGAACAAUAAAACAAAUUACAACCUUGUUUGUGAGACCCUUCAGUUUUUGGACUGUAUCUGUGGAAGCACAACAGGCGGACUGGGCUUAUUGGGGCUUUACAUCAAUGAGAGGAAUGUGGCUCUUGUGAACCAGACGCUGGAAAGCUUGACUGAAUAUUGCCAAGGUCCAUGCCAUGAAAAUCAGACUUGCAUAGCCACCCAUGAGUCUAAUGGGAUUGAUAUUAUAAUUGCACUUGUCUUGAAUGACAUAAACCCUCUUGGCAAAUACUGCAUGGACUUGGUGCUUCAGCUAAAGAACAAUGCCUCCAAGCUUUUGCUGGCUAUUAUGGAAAGCAGGCACGACAGUGAGAAUGCAGAAAGGAUCCUUUUCAACAUGAGACCAAGGGAACUGGUGGAUGUGAUGAAGAACGCAUAUAACCAAGGCCUUGAAUGUGACCAUGAGGAGGAGAACGGAGAUGAUGGCAUCUCCCCAAAAGAUGUCGGCCAUAAUAUCUAUAUUUUGGCACAUCAG